UUUUGUUCAGUGGAGGGACUGCUGUUUGUCAGCCAUGCUAAAGGGCAAGUGAUGGAGAUAAGCAUGAGAUCACCGUGGCACAGCUGCAUGUGUAGUCGCUCUUGAAGCAAUUGCACACCUAAUUGGCUGACAAUCUUGGCAUUUUCAAAACAAACACAAGACUUGCACAGACAGGGGGCGUAUUUAUGUAUGAAUAGUCCAGUAAACCUGUUGGGUGUCACCAAUGGAGCCCUCUGGCACUGAACAGUUGUGUGAUGACCCUGAUCCCGGAGGCAGAUCCCAAGAUCAAGAGACCAAAAAGCAACAUGAAUCAGAGCAAAAAUUAUCCAAAAUAACCCAUAAUGCUUUGGAGAACAUUAAUGUGAUUGGCCAAGGCUUGAAGCACCUUUUCCAGCAUCAGCGCAGGAGGUCGUCGGUUUCUCCGCACGAUGUUCAGCAAGUUCAGGCCGACCUGGAGCCUGACGUGGAUUUGGAAAGCCAAAGCGUCUGUGCUGACACUGAUGGUGUCUCCACCCACCCCACAGCUCUGAACCGGGUGCUUCAGCAGAUCAGAGUGCCACCUAAAAUGAAGAGGGGGACCAGCCUGCACAGCAGGCGGGGCAAGGCAGAUGCCCCGAAGGGGAGCCCGCAGAUCAACAGGAGGUCUGCCCAGGAUAUUCAGGCAGGUCGGCCCAGAUCGUCAUCUACUACGGACGCUCCCACAAACUUGUCCGUGAUGGAGAUUGCUGCUUCUAUCUAUGUAGGUGGAGAGGAGGCUGCAGCAGCA
Messenger RNA from Mesitornis unicolor (brown roatelo), 766 nucleotides. Its product is annotated as transmembrane and coiled-coil domains protein 1-like. The record is from RefSeq and is a predicted model, not a curated record. The annotation marks the transcript as partial. The transcript has 2 exons. NCBI's taxonomy places the organism in Eukaryota, Metazoa, Chordata, Aves, Mesitornithiformes, Mesitornithidae.